Messenger RNA from Cercospora beticola, 4412 nucleotides. RefSeq lists its product as uncharacterized. Gene Ontology annotation, cellular component: cell cortex; mitochondrion. Gene Ontology annotation, molecular function: tubulin binding; phospholipid binding. Gene Ontology annotation, biological process: microtubule cytoskeleton organization; maintenance of protein location in cell cortex. The record is from RefSeq and is a predicted model, not a curated record. NCBI's taxonomy places the organism in Eukaryota, Fungi, Ascomycota, Dothideomycetes, Mycosphaerellales, Mycosphaerellaceae.
CAGGUCAUUCCUGGGUUCGAGGUCGACCAUCCUUCUCCUUGACACUCCACCUCAUCACCUGUCUCUACCGCAUGCCAGCACGCCUCGUCGAGCCACACGAUAAGCGUCUUGUACAAUAAUGCUCACACCUCCAUCGUAGUGAGCACACUGCCAUGGCAUACGCUUCCUUGUCCUUGACCCCCCGCACUUUGUAGACACAUGCAUUGGGAAUCAGCGUGGUGUUUUUCACGGGUGCUUGCGCAUUCUUAAGCCACUAUUUACCACCAGCACAUUGACAUGGCCGAUUAUUUCAGCGAGUAUUCUCAGUACAUGGGCGCCAAAGGGCUGCCGUCGCCGGCCGACACACCAUACGAGACCACGGGAUUCCUCCGAUCAAAGAGGUCGUCACGCGCGACGGCCGCAUCGUCGAGAGAGGCCUCGCCGUCUCCUCCACCUCCACUUCCUUCAGAUGCCAGAGAAACACAAGAGCAGGCGCGAGAUGGCCGCUACUCAAACAUGGACCCUCGGCGUUUCACGCCAACGUUGCAUGCAUCGUUGGUGUCCGAAAUCCUCAAGCUACGACGAGAGCUCGACUCGAAGAACAACCUCGUAGAGAACCUGGAAGUGAACUUGUCCUUGGCCAAAAACGAAAACGACGCUCUCAACGGACAGCUCUCAGAAAGUGCGCGCGAGGUUCGCAAGGCAAAGCAGCAGGUGCAGCAAAUUGAACAGGGCACCUAUGAGGCGGUCGAGGAUCUUGUGCGAGAACGAGAUGAGGCAAGAGCGACCCUCGAAGAGUUGCGUGCCAAAUUUGAGCUCGCUCAGAAGAAGACGCGGCAGCAAGAUGAGGACGCAGAGCGCACCCAAAACAUAUGGGAGAACGACAAAGAGGCGUGGGAUAGCGAGCGUCGUCAGCUGGAGCGGAGGAUCCAUGUUACUGAAACUCGACUUCGCGCGGUUGUGGACGAAAUGAACGCUCAGCAAAGUCAGACGCAAUCCGAUGCGGCAACCGACGACAGCACUUUCAAGGACAGUGGAUUCGGCAACGAGAGCGAUACUGGCAGCAUAUACUCUGCCACUCCAUCGGCGAGUCCGAAGAAACACAGGCGGAAUAUGAGCAGUAUCAGCUUCGUACAUCGCCACAUGCGGAGCUCAGUCGUGUCAAGGACGACCGCGGCAACUCCGGAUCUAUACUUUCGACCCGGCAAUACUCUGGCCGACGAAUUGGACAUCGAUGAGCUGGACGAGUACGACAACGAGGAUUCCGUCAAUGGCGACGAUACCCCGGAGAGCGCAGCGCAGAUGAAACAUGAGGCUGCAGCUCGGUCAAAUUCUGCAAAUGUAGAGCUAGACGCGAAAGCCAAGCGCGUCGUAGGCUUAACAACUGACUCGUUAGAGUCGCCAUCUGCAAAGAACUUCCCGAAAUUGGAAGUUGAGUCGGAAGGCCAGCGGCAGCCGACUAAGCAGUACCAGGACCGCGCAACCACGCCGCCACCAGCUGCAUUUCACACGCCAGUACCCGAUGUUCGUGCAACAUAUGUGGACGCUGGUUACCAGCCGUCGCCUCCCGUCUCGCCACCACGCGUUGAGGUUACACGACCUGGAGAUGACAUUGCGAAUGAAAAUUUAGAGGACGAGAUGCGACAGCAACCACCUCCAGCCAUCGAUGUCAAUGCUUCGCUGCAGCAACCGCAGCCGACGCUCUCACACAAGCCGAUCAGCCCACCGGAAACUCCUGUCGUUGAUGUGGGCGGGACUUGGGUACACCACAAACCAGAGCUUACUGUUGUACUGGAGUAUAGCACAGCAUCGACGCAGACUGACCCCGUGGAACAAGAACCUCCGAGAAGUGGUCACAACCCGAAGCGCGAUUCUCUUUCUCCGCCUUCCUUUGUGCCAUCUAUUGCGAUUCACCCGCCAAGCUCACGGCCCUCCUCUCCUCGCCCGUAUGCGUUGCCCCCGGGCACGAAGAAUGCCACCGCUCAGGCGAAUAUGGGAUGGCCAAGCCGAGAUGCCUGUAUGCAGACAGAGGAGAUUCGCAUUGACCAGCGUCCUGUGAAACUGCCACCUCACUUACUGCCUUCAUCUUUGCUACCGAGCCCGUCAUUCCAGGAAAAUUCGCGGCCACAGUCGAAACGGAUCAGCGCUUCUAGUGUAUUAACCAAGCGAGCGUCGUUCAACAGGCCUCCCGCCAUCUCAAUCCCAGCGUCGCCACCUCUGCAAUCUCCCACUGACUCCAGCCCGGAUAUGGCUAGGAAUAAUGGAGCUCGAGAUCUUCGUCACUACCCAUUGAAAGCGCUACCGCUGCCACGACCGGUUCUGUCACCGCCGUUGCCAGUUAACGAGACCUUCCAGAGCAACGGGCCCCUCAAUCGAUCCUCCCAGUACGGCGUGACGCAGCCGAAGACCGAUUACAUGGGUGGACAAGAACCCGAGUCGUCUGAGCAAAGCGAUUAUGAGGAUCCUGUCGAGGAUCAUGAUCCUGCAGAUCUGAUUGCUUCGAUGCCGGUCACUAGUCGACCACCUCUUGGACGAUUUGGACUGUCCGAUCCUCCGAAGGCUGUUCCAGAAGACAAGGAGAUCUCACCAGAACGUCGUCCCGGUACAUCAGAUUCGCACGCCGCAGCACCUGCUCCUUCGAUAUCCAGCAGCCGCGCGACUUCAUCACGCAGACACACGCAGCAACCCCAGGCCAGGCUCGGCAGGUCCCCGCGAAGUCCUAGCUUUACAAGCAUGGCUUCUAGCAGUCAGAGUGCGUACCAAAGCGACCCACUACCUCCGUAUCCCAUCCCAUUGCGAUCUAGCUCGCGGCCAAAGCCCCAGAGCGAGGGGUCUCAGAGCCCAACACCACACGAUGGAUUCGGAACCCGAACUGGGCGAACGGGGAGGUCGCAUGCGCGACAGGCAAGCUUGCGCAAAGUUCAGUCUGCUGCGAUCAUUAGGAACAGACAUGGCAGAACCUCGCCAACCAAAGGCCAUCGUCGUAGCAGACGAUCGCCGCAGUUGACUCCCGUGCAGUCGAUGGCUUUCGACAGUCCUGCGCCGACAAAAUUCCCGAUUCCAGAGCUACCUUCACCAGUUCGUGAAUAUCCGCACGUGAAAGGGUCCGUCGAUCUACGGAGCUCGCCAGGGGAGUCUAGUCAGGGAGGAGAGGAAACGAACCUUGUGGAUGCGAUUGCUGCGACGAUGGUGGGCGAGUGGAUGUGGAAAUACAUUCGCAAGCGAAAGUCUUUCGGUAUGGGGGACGAUACCUCCGAAAUGCCUGUCGCCUCCGAGAAUGGCAUUGUGAAUGUGACAGCUCAUGGCACCAGACACAAACGCUGGGUCUGGCUAUCGCCUUACGAGCGCACCAUCAUGUGGGACACUAAGCAGCCCAGCUCGGGCACUGCGUUGCUGGGCAAGCGCGGACGCAAAUUGACCAUCACAUCUGUCCUGGAUGUGCAAGAUCGCACGCCCCUGCCCAAGAAUGCAGAGCUGCCGUCCGCGUGGGGGCGAUCCAUUCUGAUCCUUACGCCACAACGCGCGCUAAAAUUCACUGCUACCACUGAAGAACGCCACGGCUUGUGGAUGGCAGCUCUAACGUUCCUGGCUCGCGAAUCAACACUUCCAAAUCAGAUCCCGCCGAUGCCCACGCCUGCGCUCCCUAUUCCACCAACGCCGCAUGCAGAAGCUGAUGGUGUCGAUAUUAAACGACAUCGUUCGCCAUCGAUUGGCAGGUCAAAUGUCCGAGACUCCAUUCGUAUCACAAAAGGCAAAAAGGCAGAACUUCACAAGGUUCAAUCUCAUCCCGAUGAAACCUACUCUUCCGACCUCGCGGGCGUCGGUCUCGAACCAGGAAGCGCCGACUUCCCAGCAGUUCCGCGCUUGUAUAUCAGCACUACCCGCCACCAGAGAAACCGCAGCAAUACUAAUCCUGGCUUUCGAAGCAUUUCUUCUGGAGGCGUGCCAUCCUCCGCCUCGUCCGGGAACUACUACCGCUCAACGAAUGGCUCAUCUUUCCGGCCCAGCAUGUCCACCAAGAGCGGCAGUCGUCGAGAGUCGUUUGCUAGCCCGGUUCAUCAGAACUUCUUCGAGGCAGUGGGAACAGUUCGUAUGGAGGCAUUUGUCGACCCCAACGUUCGCGAUGGCGUCCUCUAUGUGCCUGCACCACCUCCAGUCAUCGGUGGCGCGCGUCGUCCUCGCCGAAGCAGUAAUCUGUCCCAGUCCACUGUCGACAAGCGACGGGCGGGAUACGUCUUUGAUGAGGACGGAAUGGAUCCUUUCAAAGGAUUUUAGAGGCCAUUCUUGGCUGCGUGUAAUGAUAUCCGGUUUAGAUGAUGCAGCGGGCACAUCAACUAUUUCAGCAAUAGCGAAGCGUUCCUUGGAGCGAUGUUAUUACUAUGUAUUGUACAUAAGGCAUUUCUACGAAGUCAAUGAGACAUAUUUUAUGACAG